AUGUCUGCACGCAUCGCUCGAUCUUCAAUGGCCUUGAGGCCCUCUAUCCCUAUCCAGCGUGGUUUUCGCACGACGAGAUUACUUCGAAACAAUGAGAAGGAGCCUAUUGGACCUAAAUCUCAAGAUCGACCUAUGAGCAAGAGUCAAAAUUCGCAGACGGUCAUGUUGGGAGGAGUUGGUCUUGCGAUUGGUGCAGGCUUCUUCUUCCUUAUGUCACGACCUGAGAAAGCAAAGGAACAGCCUGUCGAGGGUGUAAAGUCAAAGCCCGUGAGCCCCAAAUAA
This is a messenger RNA of Fusarium redolens, 282 nucleotides long. RefSeq lists its product as uncharacterized. Lineage: Eukaryota; Fungi; Ascomycota; Sordariomycetes; Hypocreales; Nectriaceae. The coding region runs from base 1 to 282 and encodes 93 amino acids. The record is from RefSeq and is a predicted model, not a curated record. The transcript is spliced from 2 exons.